AUGCCUAGUAUCCUGCGGAGACACAAUACCAUAGUGGACCGCAUCGUCAACGUCAUUCAAAGUGGAACUAUUACCACCGACCAACAAGUUGGUGCAGCCAAUUCUCGUCUUCGCCCUGACAUAAUAGUAGAAGAAGAUAACAAAGUGCUAAUUAUUGAUGUAUGUUGCCCCUUCGAUAGUAAUGCUGAAGCCCUGUGUGACGCUGAACAACGGAAACUGAAUAAAUAUGAAGGGUUGAAGCAAUUCUUCGUUGGUCAAGGAAAGCAAUGCAAGGUCCUUGGUUUUGUGAUCGGUGCCCUUGGUUCCCGGCAUCCAGCCAAUGAAAACGUUUUACGACAACUUGGGAUGUCCAAACGAUAUCGUUCUUUGUUUAGGAAAUUGUGUUGCACUGACGCAAUCCAAGGAUCAACAAACAUUUACUGGGAACAUCUUGGAAUAACAGGGGGUUCUGUGGAUGCAGAUAACUCUGAGUAG
Paramuricea clavata is the source of this 474-nucleotide messenger RNA. The record is from the annotation of a GenBank genome assembly. Lineage: Eukaryota; Metazoa; Cnidaria; Anthozoa; Malacalcyonacea; Plexauridae.